AUGCUCAAUAUCAAAACCACAGUUAUCAUACUAUCAAUAAUCUUUGGUCAAACAGCUUUUUAUCUAAAUUUGCAACUUUUGUACUCGAUUUUCUAUUCGAAAACUAUCGUUUUAAAGUCGGAUUUGUCACUUUUCAAUUACAUUUUUGCGGUUGGCAUGAUUGUUCCGUUAAGUGUGUCCCUCAACCAGUUGACUAUGUUGGUUUACCAAUACUUUGAUGAAUUCACAAUCAAAACUUAACUUUUUUCCUGUUAUGGCCUUAACUUUUUUCCUGUUAUCACAUUUGACAGAACUGUGGCUUCAUGUUUUCCGAUUCUCUACCACAAUUACAAGCACAAAGGGCCAAAUUUCAUUAUUCUAUUUUGUGUAUUUUGUUCAUCCUUUAUCAAUCAAUAUAUACUAUUUGUAUAUUGCAAUUUCGUUCUGGAUAUUCCUUUAGAUUGUGUUAAUUUCAAGUGUGCAACUGGUGAAUGUUACUUUAAUUAUUGGCUAACACAUGAAAAUGUUUUUAAUGUGAUGAUUGGUAUUUUGUCGGUGAUUAUAUUUAUUCGUUUGUUUAUUUGGAAUCAUAUGGUGGAGAAGGAGAAAAAUAAAGGUAUUUCGAAAGCCACUCGCAUUGCACUUCUCGACUUUCUAGUUGUAUUGUUUACAAACAUUAUUCCAUCGUAUUUAUUUCUCUUUUUUCCACAGUUCAAUUUCGAUACAGUUGGACCUGUUGUGGCAUUGUUCAAAAAUGUCGGAUUUGCGCUCGAAACAUUGAUAAUUAUGAAAGCGCUUGGAAAAAGAAAAAAUGAAUCUCAAGUAGUUGCAUUUGUUUGCAAUUUUGUUUUGGAUAUUCCUUUAAAUUGUGUCAAUUUCAAAUGUGCAACUGGAAAAUGUUACUUCGACUAUUGGCUGACGUACGAUUACGUAUUCAAUAUUAUUAUCACAAUAUUUUCAGUGGUGAUUAUUAUCAGGCUUUUCAUUUGGAAUCAUUUUGUGAAAACCAAAACUUGUAAAGUGAUUGCAAGAGCCACGUGGAUAGCUCUUCUAGACUUUGCUAUAAUUUUAUUGACCAAUAUAAUUCCCUCAUUUGUAUUUCUCAAUUAUCCACAAUUCAGUUUUGAAACCGUUGGUCCUAUGAUUGCACUUUUCAAGAAUGUUGGAUACGUCGUUGAGACCAUAAUAAUAAUGAAGACACUUGGAAAGAAUAACCAAAAAGUUGUACUUCCAGUGAGGCUCUCUUCAAAUCUGUCAUAA
This is a messenger RNA of Caenorhabditis elegans, 1239 nucleotides long. The record is from the annotation of a RefSeq genome assembly. Lineage: Eukaryota; Metazoa; Nematoda; Chromadorea; Rhabditida; Rhabditidae.